Messenger RNA from Empidonax traillii (willow flycatcher), 1492 nucleotides. RefSeq names its product C1q and TNF related 12 (gene C1QTNF12). The annotation marks the transcript as partial. NCBI's taxonomy places the organism in Eukaryota, Metazoa, Chordata, Aves, Passeriformes, Tyrannidae. The record is from RefSeq and is a predicted model, not a curated record. The transcript is spliced from 6 exons. Gene Ontology annotation, biological process: negative regulation of gluconeogenesis; positive regulation of D-glucose import across plasma membrane; positive regulation of insulin receptor signaling pathway. Gene Ontology annotation, molecular function: hormone activity.
AUGCCUCCAGCCCUUCCAGAGGAGCACUGGCUGUAGCAACCCUGGAUUACAGCUCCCCAGCACCCUGGGAGGGGAGGAUGAGGACUUGUCACUGAGGGAGGGGGGAAGGAUCAUCCCAGAGGGAACGGAUGGAACGCUCUCCAACCUGCUCGGAACGGAACACGGUGCUUGGAAGUGACAGCAAGUGGGACCUCCUGGUGAAGAGGAGCAACCAGAGCACCCCCUGAUGAGUUUGAGUUGCCAGCUCUGGCCUGAGCAACUGUUGCCCAGAGCACUUUUUGACUUCUCAUAGUUGAGCGCAUUUAAAACGAGUCUGAAGACUUAUUUGGGGUGUGUGGGGGGGGGAAAGGUAAAGGGGAGAGCAACCCUUCAAGGUGGGUGGCAGGACUUUUCAGGGCCUCUUGUAUUUAUGUAAAGCUCCCAGAGGCUGAAUGGACUUACCUCCUUCUCCGAGUGAAUCCAGAUUUUAAACAAGUUUAUCUGUUACCAUUUCCACGUGUCCUGCUUGAACAGAGACCUCUCAGCAACCAGCACACCCAACUCUUGCUGCCCAUCUGACAUUGCACAGCCCAGAGGAUCUCCUUUAGCACUUCUGACCCUGUUCAUUGUUUUAUUUUUUGUAAGAGAGGAAUCUGUCGCUUUAUUGGUGGCGAGGGUGUUGUUUUUUCCCCUUGUGCUUGGACUUGGCCCCUCCCUCCCUUCCCAAAAUGAAGGGGUGCACCUGGGUGUUUGUGGCAACUUUACUCUGUCAGCAGUUUUGCCUCUUCAGGGUUUCAGCAGCAAAGAGAGAGAGGAAGGUGAAGAAAGAACCUAAUCAGUACACAGAGCCCUUCAACACCACCCUGUCCAACAGCGAGGAGCUGCACGGGCAUCCCAAGGUCCUGGAGUCUCCAGACCCCCGAAUCACAGACCCCCGGCGCACCUGGAUCUCCUUCGUGCACCGGCCGGACGACGGCAACACCUCCAAGAGGAGAUGCAAAGGGAAGGACAAGAAACUGCGUGGCCUCGUUGGGCCCCCAGGACCUCCUGGCCCUCAGGGACCUCCGGGAGCCCCUGGAGCUGAAGUGACCCGGGAAGUCCUUCUGCAGGAGUUCAAGGAGAUAUUAAAAGAAGCCAUCGAGCGUCGAGCAUCCCUGGCUAUCUCAGCCCAUCCCAGCCAGCUGCCUCCACUCCUGCUGUCCCUGGAGGAAGUGUCAUCCCACAGGCGUGUGGAGGAGGCUUUCCACUGCAAGCUGAAAGGACAGGUCACUGUGGAUAAGAAGACCCUGGUGGAGCUUCAGAAUUUCCAGUCGCCUGUGGCCAAGGGAGCUUUCCUGCGAGGGACGGGCCUGAACCUGGCCACGGGACGCUUCACAGCGCCCGUCUCGGGCAUCUACCAGUUCUCAGCCAACGUCCACGUCGACCACAGUGAGCUGAAGAGCAAAGUGCAGCUCCGAGCCAGGGACAACGUCCGGGUGUUGAUCUGCAUCGAGUCCCUGUGCCACAGAUACAC